AUGCCUCACAGGAAGAAGAAGCCCUUCAUAGAAAAGAAGAAAGCUGUGUCUUUCCACCUGGUCCAUCGGAGCCAACGAGAUCCUUUAGCAGCGGACGAGACCGCACCCCAGAGGGUCUUGCUGCCUGCACAGAAAAAAAAUGAUGAAGAGAGACGAGCAGAACAGAGGAAGUAUGGAGUGUUCUUCGAUGACGACUAUGACUACCUGCAGCAUCUGAAGGAACCGUCUGGGCCCUCAGAGUUGAUUCCCACGACUACAGUCAGUGUACCCAAUAGGAGAAAUGAAAACGAAGAAAAUUCAAUAAUUUCAACCACUGGAAUUAAGUUGCCUUCAUCAGUGUUUGCAUCAGAGUUUGAGGAAGAUGUUGGAUUGUUAAAUAAAGCAGCGCCUGUUUCAGGGCCUCGGCUGGAUUUUGAUCCUGACAUUGUCGCAGCCCUUGACGAUGAUUUUGACUUCGAUGAUCCAGAUAAUCUGCUUGAAGAUGAUUUUAUUCUUCAGGCCAAUAAGCCAACAGAAGAGGAAGAGGGAAUGGAUGUUCGGAAAUCAGAGGCAGAAGAUGACAAUGAGUGGGCAGAUGUGGACAAUGAGAAGGAAGAAGGCAGUGAUGACAAUGACUAUGACUCUGCAGGCUCAUUCUCAGAUGAGGAAGUGUCUACCCUUGGGAAAACUCCGGGGGCUCUAGAAAAUCACUUGUUCUGGGAAGAGGAAACGAAAAGUCGCUUUACUGAGUAUUCUAUGACAUCCUCAGUUAUGAGGAGAAAUGAACAGCUGACCCUACAUGAUGAAAGGUUUGAGAAGUUUUAUGAGCAAUAUGAUGAUGAUGAAAUUGGAGCUCUGGAUAACGCUGAAUUGGAAGGUUCCAUUCAAGUAGACAGCAGUCGCUUAGAGGAAGUUUUGAAUGAUUUUUAUAAAGAGAAGGCUGAGAAUUGUGUGAAAUUGAGUACUCUCGAACCCUUCGAGGAUCAAGACUUGCCCAUGAAUGAACCUGAUGGGUCUGAAGAGGAGGAAGUUGUCACUGUUGUUCUUGAAGAAGUCAAGGAGAAAUGGGAUUGUGAAUCCAUUUGUAGUACAUACUCAAAUUUAUACAACCAUCCACAGCUUAUUAAGUAUGAACCAAAACCCAAACAAAUCCGAAUAUCUUCUAAGACAGGAAUACCUCUCAAUGUCUUACCUCAGAAAGGGUUCACAGCAAAGCAAAUUGAAAGAAUGCAAAUGAUUAAUGACAGUGAUCUGCCCAAGGUGUCAACCCAGCCACGCUCUAAAAAUGAAAGCAAAGAAGAUAAAAGAGCCAGAAAGCAAGCUGUAAAGGAAGAGCGGAAGGAACGGAGAGUAGAGAAGAAAGCUAACAAAUUAGCCUUCAAACUGGAGAAAAGAAGGCAGGAAAAGGAGCUGCUGAACCUGAAGAAGAAUGUUGAGGGUCUAAAGCUGUGA
Messenger RNA from Pipistrellus nathusii (Nathusius's pipistrelle), 1431 nucleotides. The record is from the annotation of a GenBank genome assembly. Lineage: Eukaryota; Metazoa; Chordata; Mammalia; Chiroptera; Vespertilionidae.